AUGGAGAGAGGGGUAAUUCUUGCAUCGCUGGAAGACGCGUGUGUGAAGGGCACCUUGGUCGGGGUGCCGCGGCUUGUGCUCGUCCUCGUUGCCGUCCGGUCGUUCUCCAGUACAGCUACAGUUCCCGUCGCAACUGGGGCUGAUGUGGUCGUGACGCAUCGAGAAGUGGCGAAAGUCUAUCAUCACUGGAUGACUUGGAGUGAGAAGGGCACCUUGGUCAGAAUUACACGACAUGGUCACGUCCUCGUCGCCGUCCGGUCGUUCUCCAGUCCCGCCACAGCCCUUGCCGCUACCAGGGCUGAUGUGGGCGCGGCUUUAGGUGAGUGGAUGGGAGUUGGAGGAGGGGGAUGGGGGUCGACAGCGUGGAGAUUGGGGGUUCAUGGUGGAGUCGAUCGUCUCCUAGGGAUGAACUUGGCGCUGUUCCGGACCGAGAGCGGGGUGGCGUGCGUGACGGAUGCUUACUGUCCGCACUUGGGGGCGAACAUGGGGGUCGGUGGGAGGGUGGUCGGGGAAUGCAUCGAGUGUCCCUUUCAUGCAUGGCUGUUCCAGGGAUCCGACGGGAAAUGCUCCUACUCGCCCUAUACUGAUAAAGCGCCGACAUUCGCGAAGGUGAAGACGCACCUGGUGGACGAGGCCAUCGGGUACAUCUGGAUUUGGUUUCACUCAGAGGGAGUAGAACCGACUUAUCGAAUCCCUCGACUACCGGAGAUCCACGAGCAGAACUGGAAGUACAUGGGACGGACGGAGCACUACGUCAACGUCCACAUACAGGACAUCGCGGAGAACGGAGCGGACAUGGCCCACUUCACCGUGGUGCACGGACCCGUGAUCGCCAUGGGCAGCGACCUGAGGAAGGCCGGCUCCUCCUUCUGGAAGGCGAUCCAUCACACCUGGAAUGCGACGUGGGCCCCGCUGCCCCAUCCCGAAGGACACGUGGGACACCUCGACGUCGUCCAGAAACUUUCUUUCUUCGACAAGUUCUUCACGAUGACCGUGAAGGGGAACCUCGACAUGGUGGGACCCAGCCUAGUGAUCAUGCGCCUGUCGGGGGCAGCCAUCGGGGACGUGCUCAUCGUCCAUUCCGUGACGCCGGUGGGUCCCUUGAUGCAGCGGUUGAUCCACCGCGUUUACACUUCCCGGACCUGGAUGGCCCCGAUCGCGAAGCUUUUUCUCUUCGUCGAGGCGAUCAAUAUUCUCGAACGGGACAUGAUGGUGUGGAACAACAAGCGCUUCGAGAAGAAUCCCCUUCUCGUGAAGGAAGAACGCCCCAUCCAGGAAUUCCGGCGUUGGUACUCCCAGUUCUAUUCGGAGAACAGUCCCAAAUUCGAGUUCUCUAACAAGUUGGACAUGCAAUGUCCCUCAUUCUCUUGCACCCACGUCUCUGCCGUGGAAGAGAGGAAGAAGACGGGCAGCACUGGCGAAAGUGGGGAAUUUCUCGGGAUGAAGUCCAUCCAGUCGAUGAAUGCAGAUCGACGCCCCGAUUCACAGGCGUCGAGGGAUCCACAACGAAAGAAGGGCAACGCGAGGCGGGGUUCGAGUAGGUCUCGCAUCGACUUCCAGAAGAAGCGUCAUCAUCCAUCCAUGGCAAGCCACGAUCCGGCGAGAGAUCCCAUCGAUGCUAGGAACCCUCAAGUGGAGUUCGAGAAGAGGGGAGGCAUCAGCUUCCGGAAGUAA
Darwinula stevensoni is the source of this 1674-nucleotide messenger RNA. The record is from the annotation of a GenBank genome assembly. Lineage: Eukaryota; Metazoa; Arthropoda; Ostracoda; Podocopida; Darwinulidae.